This is a messenger RNA of Sardina pilchardus (European sardine), 5655 nucleotides long. It is a transcript of the gene daam1a, whose product is annotated as dishevelled associated activator of morphogenesis 1a. The coding region runs from base 948 to 4166 and encodes 1072 amino acids. The record is from RefSeq and is a predicted model, not a curated record. NCBI's taxonomy places the organism in Eukaryota, Metazoa, Chordata, Actinopteri, Clupeiformes, Clupeidae. Gene Ontology annotation, molecular function: actin binding; small GTPase binding. The transcript is spliced from 27 exons. Gene Ontology annotation, cellular component: stress fiber. Gene Ontology annotation, biological process: actin cytoskeleton organization.
UGAGCGUGCGGCCGAAGUGUGUACGAGCUCAAGUGUGUGUGCGAGCGUAUGCAUAGAAGAGAGAGAGAAUGUGCGUGUGUGUUGUAUGCGAGCGUGUGUGUGUGUGUGUGCGAGAAGAGAGAGAAAGAGAGCCUUUUCGCAAAGCCAGCCAGUCAGCUAGUCAGCCAGCCGUCCCAUGCUGUUGCGCUGCCCAGAUUAAGUAGCUUGUGAGAGAGAGUCUUUGUGUGGUGGAGGGAGAGAGGAGUGACCAGCCGGGGCUGUGUGUGUGUGUGUGCGGGUGCAGAACCGCCCGAAACAACUUCACGGACAGCAUGGAGCGAGUUGGCCCGGGACAGGACUAGCUCGGAUGUUUAUCGAGAAGACGUUCUCUCCCCGGGACUGGAAGGGCUGAAUCUGACGCCAGGCAAAGAGGAAGGCUCGUGGGGGAGUCGCUCCUGAAGUUCUGUGUGUGUGUGUGCGUGUGUGUGUGUGUGUGUGUGUGUGUGUGCGUUCCACACAACCGUAAAUGUGGCAUCUCUGACAGAUGUGGCCUAUUUGGAGCCGUUCGGGAGAAAGAACGCCUCUCAUCUCGUGGGUGCACUGAGCUCACCUCGGAGGAUGUAGAGACUCCAACGUUCAUUUUUUCCCUCACUCUUUCACUAUCCCUCUCUCUCUCUCUAUCCCUCUCUCUCUCUCUCUCUCUCACUCUCUCCCUGGCUUGUUUGUCAUCUGGUGUACUCGAGCUCAAAAGAGCAGUCCUCUAGCUCGUAAAAGAAUUAACGUCGGGGAACUGGAAUCGUUUUUUUGGAGCGAAAAAAAACUAGAAAUGUACUCGUGAAAAGGAGCAGCUGCUGAAUGUUUUGAAAAGGGGGUCCUAGACAAAGCCAGCUGAGUUAACCCGAAGGCCGGGGGCAAGACGUGAGCCCGACCCCGAAUCGCCGUCGCCGUACGUCGUCGCCGUCGUCGCCAUGGCGCCGCGCAAGCGUCCGGCGCGCGGCCUGUCCUUCAUCUUCUGCUGCUUCAAGAGCAGCAGCCACCCGGAGAUCACCUACCGCCUGCGCCACGACAGCAGCUUCACCCUGCAGACCAUGGAGCCCGCUCUGCCCAUGCCGCCCGCCGACGAGCUGGACGCCAUGUUCUCCGAGCUGGUGGAUGAGUUGGACCUCACAGAGAAACACAGGGAGGCCAUGUUUGCGCUCCCAGCCGAGAAGAAGUGGCAGAUCUACUGCAGCAAGAAGAAAGAAACAGAGGAGAAUAAGGGUGCGACCAGCUGGCCUGAAUACUACAUUGACCAGAUCAACUCCAUGGCAGCCAGGAAGACUCUCCUGGCGCUGGAGAAGGAGGACGAAGAAGAGCGGAACAAGACCAUCGAGAGCCUGAAGACCGCGCUGCGCACGCAGCCCAUGAGGUUUGUGACGCGCUUCAUAGACCUGGAUGGCCUGACAUGCGUCCUCAACUUCCUCCGCACGAUGGACUACGAGACGACAGAGUCUCAGAUCCACACCUCCCUCAUUGGCUGCAUCAAAGCCCUCAUGAACAACUCACAGGGCCGAGCCCACGUUCUCUCCCACACCGAGAGCAUCAACAUCAUCGCCCAGAGCCUGGCCACGGAGAACGUCAAGACCAAGGUGGCAGUGCUGGAGAUCAUGGGCGCCGUGUGCCUGGUGCCCGGUGGGCACAAGAAGAUCCUGGAGGCUAUGUUGCACUACCAGAAGUUUGCCAGCGAGAGGACGCGCUUUCAGAGUCUCAUGACUGACCUGGACAGGAGCACAGGUCGUUAUCGGGACGAGGUGAACCUCAAGACCGCCAUCAUGUCCUUCAUCAACGCCAUCCUCAGCCAGGGCGCCGGAGAGUCGAGUCUGGAGUUCAGGAUCCACUUGCGAUAUGAGUUCCUGAUGCUGGGCAUCCAACCAGUCAUUGAUAAACUGCGCACACACGAGAACUCCACUCUCGACCGGCAUUUGGAUUACUUUGAAAUGCUGAGAAAUGAAGAUGAAUUGAGUCUGGCAAAACGCUUCGACUCCGUGCACAUAGACACGAAAAGCGCCACUCAGGUGUUUGAACUCAUCCGUAAGAGGAUAAACCACACAGAAGCGCACCCGCACUUUCUCUCCAUUCUGCAGCACUGUCUGCACAUGCCCUAUAAGCGCAGUGGAAACACCGUGCAGUACUGGCUCCUCCUGGACCGUAUCGUCCAGCAGAUUGUCCUGCAGAACGACAAAGGUCACGACCCCGAUGUGACCCCUCUGGAGAACUUCAACGUGAAGAAUGUGGUUCGAAUGCUUGUCAAUGAAAAUGAAGUGAAGCAGUGGAAAGAACAGGCUGAGAAGAUGAGAAAAGAGCACCAUGAGCUUCAGCAGAAGCUGGAGAAGAAGGAGCGUGAGUGCGAGGCCAAGGCCCAGGAGAAGGAGGAGAUGAUGCAGACCCUCAACAAGAUGAAGGACAAGCUGGAGAGGGAGACCACCGAGCACCGGAUGGUCAAGCAGCAGGUCACCGACCUCUCCGCCCGGCUGAACGACCUCAGCUCAAGGGCGAGCUCGGCUGUCCCUGGAGGACCACCUGUUGUUGCCCCAGGGGGCCCCAUCCCACCCCCUCCUCCUUGCCCCGCCGGCAUGCCCCCUCCACCCCCGCCACCGCCACCAGGGAUGGGGCCUCCUCCGCCGCCGCCACCUCCCGGCGGACCCCCACCUCCGCCGGGCAUGCCCCCCUUCGGUGGCAUCCCUCCUCCUGGAGGUAUGCUGGGGCCGUCGCUGAAGAAGAAGAACAUCCCUCAGCCCUCAAACCCCCUCAAGUCCUUCAACUGGGCCAAAAUACCAGAGAACAAGCUGGAGGGCACUGUAUGGUCAGACAUGGAUGAUGGGAAAGUCUUCAAAAUCCUGGACCUGGAGGACAUUGAGAAAACAUUCUCGGCCUAUCAGAGGCAACAGGACUUCUUAACGCUCAAUCACCUCAAACAGAAAGACUCGGAGGAUGACACGACGACAACAAAGAAGGUCAAGGAGCUGUCAGUCAUCGAUGGCCGACGGGCGCAGAACUGCAACAUCCUCCUCUCGCGGCUGAAGCUGUCAAAUGAGGAGAUCAAGAGGGCCAUUAUGACCAUGGAUGAGCAGGAGGAUCUGCCCAAGGACAUGCUGGAGCAGCUGCUGAAGUUUGUCCCAGAGAAAGCUGAUGUGGACCUUCUGGAGGAGCAUAAGCAUGAGCUGGACCGUAUGGCCAAGGCUGACCGCUUCCUCUACGAGAUGAGCAGAAUUGAUCACUACCAGCAAAGACUGCAGUCCCUCUACUUCAAGAAGAAGUUUGCCGAAAGGAUCGCUGAGGUCAAACCAAAAAUCGAAGCACUUUCCAAGGCCUCCAAAGAGGUCCUGAAUAGCCGCAACCUGCGGCAGCUUCUGGAGGUGGUGCUUGCCUUCGGAAACUACAUGAACAAAGGACAACGGGGGAAUGCCUACGGCUUCAAAGUGUCCUCCCUCAACAAGAUAGCGGACACCAAGUCUAGCAUCGACAAGAACAUCACCCUCCUGCACUACCUGAUCACCAUCCUGGAGCAGAAGUAUCCUAAAGUGGCUGUGCUCCAUGAAGAGCUGCAGAACGUUCCAGAAGCUGCCAAAGUCAACAUGACAGAGAUGGAGAAGGAGAUCAAGAACAUACGCAGUGGCUUGAAGAGUGUGGAAACAGAGCUGCAGUACCAGAGGAGUCGUCCCCAGAACUCCAACGACAAGUUUGUGUCGGUGGUCAGCCAGUUCAUCACGGUGGCCAGCUUCAGCUUCUCCGACGUGGAGGACUCUCUGCAGGAGGGCAAGGAGCUGUUCCAGAAGUCGGUCACCCACUUUGGCGAGGACCCGUCCCGCCUGCAGCCGGACGAGUUCUUCGGGAUCUUCGACCAGUUCCUGCAGUCCUUCUCCGAGGCCAAGCAGGACAACGAGAACAUGAGGAGGCGCAAGGAGGAGGAGGAGCGGAGGGCCCGACUGGAGGCGCAGUUGAAGGAGCAGAGGGACAAAGAGCGUAAGGCGCGCAAAGCCAAGGAGAACUGCGAGGAGGACGGCGAGUUCGACGACCUGGUGUCGGCGCUGCGCUCGGGCGAGGUCUUCGACAAGGACCUGUCCAAGAUGAAGCGCAACCGCAAGCGGCCCAACAACCCCAACGCGGAGAGCGGCCGCGAGAGGCCCAUCACCAAGCUCAACAUUUAAAAGAGACUGGCCCCACGUAGACGGUGUGCUUUUGUGUGCGUGUGUGUGGGUGUGUGUGCGUGCGUGCGUGUGUGUGUGUCUGUGUGAGUGAGAGAGAUGGAAUGCUUUUUCUUUACUGCCCUCUGGUGGAAGAUCACCAGAUCACGCCAUUCCCCCCUACGUAUUUUUUUUUUUUUGUUAAUCCCAGUAACCUCCUUUUGGCAACAAAUCUCCCCACGACAGACGCAUGUGAACAGGAAUAAUCAACACGGGGGAGAGAAAGAGAGAGAGAGUGAGAGAGGGGGAGCGAGAGAGGACAAUGCUUUUGACCACUUGUACUUAAUGCACAACAUAUACGAUCUUCAGGCCACUCUGUCUGGGAUAUAGAUGAUGAUGAAGAAGAAGAAUAAGAAGACGAAGAAAAAACGAGACAUUCUAAACAGUCAAGAAGAUUCUAGAGAGAGAGACACUCUAGCUACUACCUGUGCUGGCUGCCAAACAUCCACUUUUGUAAUACUUUUGAAAAUACUUUUAUAACAAUGAUUCUGAUUCUAAAUGUAUAUUCUGCAGAUUUUUUGCAUGGGGGAUGCGCACUGGCACACUUUGUUUGAACAGAAACGUGUUACUUCAUUCUGUGCCAUCAUCGUAACAUGACACUCAGCUUGGACUUGAUGAACCCUGAUGAAUGACACAGAACAUAAGCUAGAGAUCACAGCAAAACACACACACACACACACACACACACAUACACACACACAGACACACAAGACACUUGCAUAUGUCUUCUUUUUUGUAUUUAUAACGAGUGGAAGGUUAAAACUUUUUACAAUUGUUACGUUGUGGCCAAUCUGUGCGUGUUGUUGUACGAAGUGGACCAGGGCUUAUGCGCUAAGCAAGUCUGGUUUGUCUAAUCUCAGUUUCCCAAACAAACCCCCGUGCAGUCAGCCUCCACGUCCGCGCAUUGGCCACACGAAGCGGGGAUUAACCGUCGUUUCACACAGGGGGCGAACGCAACCGAAAACCGGCCGCGGAGUUGAUGCACUGCAGAUGACCCCCGCAGAGACCAUCUCAGUACUGUUCCUGUGACAAGACCACACAAACGCUGUGUGUACUGCCAAAACAUGCUACUCGUCAAGCACAUGAGUCAACACACACAGUAUACUAAAUCAUCUCCAUUCACUGCACCCUCUCUUAAAUUAUAAACAGUAUACUCAGUUAAUAGACCUCCCACCAGCAGAUGCUAAGUAUCUUUUUUUUUUUUUUUUUUUUUUUUCUCGAGGGCACUGUCUUUAAUGAUCUGCCUGUGUAAUGCCAUGUUAAAGCACAACGUAAGAAAUUGAGAUGCCGUUUAUAUUACUCUUUCAAACCGUUUUUUUUUUUUCCUACUGAGCUUUUACAGUAUAAAUAUUUACAGAGGCAAUAUCACCUGAAUAGUAAAAAAUAUAUGCAUUCCUAUCUGAAGAAGGCAAUGAAGCAGACAAAGUUGUCAAACAUGAAGUGUAUAGAGAGG